Ooceraea biroi (clonal raider ant) is the source of this 3097-nucleotide messenger RNA. RefSeq names its product actin related protein 1. Lineage: Eukaryota; Metazoa; Arthropoda; Insecta; Hymenoptera; Formicidae. The record is from RefSeq and is a predicted model, not a curated record.
AUACCGGCUUCCUUGGCUGUUCGGCCACGAUCUCGCUCGCAGAGUUUGCACGGUGCUCGCUACGUUUGGCCGUUGGUCGAGAUUAAGUAGUAUUCCCGUUUGUAUCUCCGAUCGAGGAUCGAUCUCGAACGGCGUUUGCUGUGAUCAUCAAGUUAAGAGUUAAAUCAAGAGAGCAAACAUGUGCGACGAGGAGGUUGCCGCGCUCGUAGUCGACAAUGGAUCCGGUAUGUGCAAGGCCGGUUUCGCCGGAGAUGACGCUCCCCGCGCCGUCUUCCCGUCAAUUGUCGGCAGGCCGCGCCACCAGGGUGUCAUGGUUGGCAUGGGACAGAAGGAUUCCUACGUCGGCGACGAGGCCCAGUCCAAGAGAGGUAUCCUGACGCUGAAAUACCCGAUCGAGCACGGUAUCGUCACCAACUGGGACGACAUGGAGAAGAUCUGGCAUCACACAUUCUACAACGAGCUGCGAGUCGCUCCCGAGGAACACCCGGUUCUUCUCACCGAGGCUCCGUUGAAUCCAAAGGCCAAUCGCGAAAAGAUGACUCAGAUCAUGUUCGAGACGUUCAACACCCCAGCGAUGUACGUCGCGAUCCAGGCUGUGCUGUCGCUGUACGCGUCCGGUCGUACCACCGGUAUCGUGCUGGACUCUGGUGACGGCGUUUCCCACACCGUACCGAUCUACGAGGGAUAUGCCCUGCCGCACGCCAUUCUGCGUUUGGACUUGGCCGGUCGCGACCUGACGGACUACCUUAUGAAGAUUCUCACCGAGAGGGGAUACUCCUUCACAACCACGGCCGAGCGUGAGAUCGUCCGUGACAUCAAGGAGAAGCUCUGCUACGUCGCGCUCGAUUUCGAGCAGGAGAUGGCCACGGCGGCCUCCUCCUCCAGCCUGGAGAAGAGCUACGAGCUCCCCGACGGCCAGGUCAUCACCAUCGGCAACGAGCGAUUCCGUUGCCCCGAGGCUCUCUUCCAGCCCUCGUUCUUGGGUAUGGAAGCGUGCGGCAUCCACGAGACCACGUACAACUCGAUCAUGAAAUGCGACGUCGACAUUCGUAAGGAUCUGUAUGCCAACACUGUCCUGUCCGGUGGCACCACCAUGUACCCGGGUAUCGCCGACAGGAUGCAGAAGGAGAUCACUGCCUUAGCCCCGUCAACCAUGAAGAUCAAGAUCAUUGCUCCGCCUGAGAGGAAAUACUCCGUAUGGAUCGGUGGAUCGAUCCUCGCGUCGCUGUCCACCUUCCAGCAGAUGUGGAUCUCGAAGCAGGAAUACGACGAGUCUGGGCCCUCCAUCGUCCACAGGAAGUGCUUCUAAGCGCGCUCUCGAUCGUAUAUUAUCAUCACUCCCCGAUCCCUGAGACUUCGAGAGAUAGAGAGAGAGAAAUAAAGAGAGAGAGAGAGAGAGAGAAGGCCUUCUGUCUCGUUUCGCAGGCGGACGUAACAUCAACUUCCGCGACAAUUGCCCUUUGGUUCCUCCGGGGCGAAGGUAGCUUCUUUCAAUUCGAAUAUAUAGUGGGGUGAAAUGAAUCGUUGAAUAAUCUACGCUUAUUGAAGUCGAUAUACGUCAAUUACCUACCAACAUGCUAAAUAAUUUUUUAUUAUACGUUUAAACAUUGAAUGGCAUUAUAAAUGGAAGUAUAUUCAAGCAGAUUCCGAGCGCGCAUUGGACGUUAUCACAGCGUGUUGAAAACAUCGAUCUGUACUUGGUAUGUUGGCAACUGGUAUAUCGACGACAAUAAGCCGACCAUUAGCCAACGAUUUACUUCGCUGCGCUGUAUGUGUUUAAGAUACGCGUGUUUUUUAAGCGUGUUCGAUUAAACGAUAUAGGAGAGGGAGAGAGAGAGAGGAGCUCACGGUAUAUCGCCCUCUUUCCGCGAUUGUUCCUCGGUCUCGGCGGCAACCCAAAAAAAAUAAUAACGGCGGUUCGUUCUUGCUCGUUUAAAGCGUGAUCAUUUCUCAUCGUUCUUCUCAUCGAUUCGAUUUAACGACACUUGUAUGAACGUGUGACCCCCCCCCCCACCUUGGAUUUCUCAAACGCCUUUUUCUACCUUGUCGAAUGUCCUUUGUAUCAUAUAUAUAAAUAUAUAUUCGGAUAACUUGCGGUAGCACUUAGAGCUCGGGUAUUUCUCGCGAGACAUCCCUUCUCUCGAUGCGUGCGGAACCGCUUCCUCUCCCCGUCAGACUCGUCGCUCCCGUUGUAACGCGUGACGCUUCGAUUGCCAUUCCCCUACAAUUCGUGGAUUCGAGCAAGAAACGUUCGCGAGGGUGGAACUCCGAGGUUUCUGUCGCGGGGAAGAAAAUCGUCGGGAAAGAACAGAAAAAUCGUAUCCUUCCCGCGGAAAGAGACGGUGGAGUCCGAACGUCAAAGUAAUGGCAAUCAAUGUCGAUUAAUGCAUUCCGAUCAGUGUGCGGUAUUUGUAAGGGACGCUUACGUCAAUGCUGAAUAUACAUUGUACGCUACUCCACGCAGAGAGAGAUGAGCCUCCGACUUCUUACGUGUUUAUUUUUUUAUUACCAUUUGCCUAUCGUUGAGGGAAAAGAUGGCCUUCCUUUUUUUUGUCGUGUCUUCUUUCUUUCUUCUUUUUUCACACGAUGGGGUGGACCGCUGAUCCAGAUUAAAAAGUCCUACGAACGCUCGCUCAACAAAAUGGUAAACAAAACGAAAGACACCACGGUUUCGACCCCGCAAGCGUAGCCAAAGUAUUAUAAUUUAUUCCCAUUGUAUUACGCAAGACCAUUCACGUACACAUCUUAAAGACUACUUUAGACUUAUGGGAUUAUAAAAUAAAAGUCUGAAAAACAUUAUUGUCUCUAUGGCUGUUGUAUUUCUCUUUGUAAUCGCAAUCAUCCGCCGCAUCCUCUCGUGGCUCUCCCUGAUCCAAUGCAUUUUUCACCCUCUCGUCCCUUUAUGAGCAAUAACGCGCAUGUAAUUGUACAACCAUCACCUCUUCGUCUUCAUUAUGUUUAUUAACUUCUUUUUUUUUAUAUAUAUUAUAAUAUAGCUUUUGUGGCGAUUCAAAUGGCAUUGUCUAUAGAAAUGCGAUGCAGUUACUUUAAGAUUUUUAAGUUUAUAAUUCUUCAAUGAAAUAAAUGUUAUUUUCAA